Molecule: messenger RNA, 5349 nt
Organism: Oryzias latipes (Japanese medaka)
Lineage: Eukaryota; Metazoa; Chordata; Actinopteri; Beloniformes; Adrianichthyidae
Gene: klhl36
Product: kelch-like family member 36
Molecular function (GO): cullin family protein binding
Source: RefSeq, a predicted model, not a curated record
AUUUGACAGUUCAUUGUAUUUAAAAUGUCUUAAUAAAGUUAUACAUAUUUACAGGUAAUAUGAUUUUAGGUGUAUUUCCCAAGAUCAUUGCAUUGCAUAACCUAAAGAUUAACAUAAAAGCUAUAGACACCCUAUGUCUUUUUUAUGUAAUUCAAUAAAUUAGUUUAAAAAAGAAAAGUCCUACUUUAAGAACCUUUUAUUAGUAAACUACAAACUAAAGAGGUAAGUUAAACCCCUUUGAUCUCUUUUAGAUAUGUGCCAAUAUCAUAAAGCAACACAUUCUUUUACUAUUAGAGUUUCCCCAAUUUAUAUAGCUUCUUUCGUAGAUUUAUAAUUUAAGAUAGCCAAAUACAGUUUUGGGCAAUGAUUAUUGCAAAUCAUUUAGUUGUUUUGCAGGUGUGUUAGUUUGAUUGGUUGGUUAGAAUUUAGUGACAUACAUUUAAACAAUAUCUUACUACUUCCGCAUCAUUGUCAAAAACCUAAUUUAAAUUGUUCCACGUAACAAGAAUAAUGGACUAAUGAUUUUACGUGUUCAGGAUUUAAAUUUGCCUUGCCCAGUCCAAAACGUGAAAGACUCGCCAUCGUUAGUUUAAUUUUGAAAGGACAUUUUAACGUUUCCGGUUUUUUGUUGCGUGAAUGCUGCAAUUUUACAAAACCCAGCGUGAUUUCUGUAAUUGAUUUUUAAUGCUUUUGUGUAAUUUAUUUUGAAAUCACGAGAUUUUCUUCAUUUUAUUAUUAUCAUUAUUAUUUUUAUUAUUAUUAUUCAGAAGUUAUUGCAGGGUCCUCUGGACUGGUUUAUUAUUUUAUGCUUUUAUUGUUUCCAACAACAUCUACAAACCUUGGACGGCUCUUGAAUGCAAAUACGUACACCAAAACGAAUGAUAUCAAUGCGAGACGGUAGUUUUAAGGCAAAAAAAUGAAACUUUAUGGUCAAUCAAUAAUUUAUUAGGCUGACUGAAGGUCAAAGGUCACCCCCUUCCUUAAGCCCACCUAUAAAGUGGCUGAGAGGAUGAGCAACUCUUUCACAGCAGUAAGUGGAAUCAGACAAAUACCCUGAUAUAAGAGAUCCUUAUGCCAGGUGAUCAGUUGUGGCACCAUCCUGCCACCUGCUGGUUGAACAGCAGCCGUACAGGUGUUCCUCACCUGUAAAUACUGAAAGCUACAGUCAUUAGAAAUAAUUAAAAAAAAUAUUUCCCCCUCCAAAUCUUAUUUGAUAUAUUGAUUUGGUGCUUAGAUUAUGUUUCAACAUUUCGAUCAAGUACAGUAAAAAUUGUGAAUGUGUGAGGAACAAAAGACAUCCGACUUUCAUCUUUGCAGGGAAGUUAUGUUUAUGAGACUUUAUACAGUUACAGAUAAACUACAUAUAUGCCAUAUUAUUGUUGUUUUUAUUAUUAAGCAAAAAAUACUUGUUCUUUUUUUCAAGUCAACGACAAAGAACUAAAAGAGAUUUUAGAAAAUAGUUGCUCAAGUUGCAAAUUAGUAUAUAGAAUAGCCUAAAGCAACUUCUUGAAGGCUUCUUCUGAUAUAGACAGAGUAGCAGAUUUAGAGAUAACAAUAUUAUUGUUUUUUAUAAAUUAUUCAAAAUAAUCUUAACAUAUUCCAAAAAAUAAAAUUCCCCAAAAGAUGGCUAAAUACCUUAUUUGAAUAAAUAGUUGAUACCAUUUAAAAAUGUUUAUGUUCAACAGUUUUUAUUUCACAAUCUUACAAUGUCCAACUUACUUUCAAUAUCUCUGACAGGUAAGGAAAGUCACCUCCAAUCAAUUCUUCACGUGCUUGCCAAAAGCUGAUUGUGAUUGGCUCUCCUGCCGGCUGUCACCCCUCAACUCGCUUACGUCAAUAACAAGUUCCGGUUAAAUCUUUUCGCUUCAAAAUAAACUGUCAAAUGACAACUCGAUUUAAUUUUCUUUUAAUCGAUGUAAACUCAUACGGCUAUGGAAUAAAUAUAUUUGAAUUAUUUUACUAAAUUUAACCGAUGUUUUUUUCCUUAACAUAUUUUAAAUCAUAUUUACUUUUAUUGUGAUUUAUCUGUGCUUAAAUCUAUGUGUUAUCUUGCAGUGAAGAGGUAAAAAACAUAGUUUUAAGUUCUUUUAAUUUUAGCUUGUCACAUAAAAAAUACUCAGGAAAACUGUAACAGCUUUCGACUUAUCAAUUAUCGUUGGAAAAAGUAAAUUAGGCUAUUCAUUUUUUGUUUAAUUUUAUCGAAACCAUAGAGUCGGAAAAGUAGAUAUUGUAUUUUGAAAAGCUCAACAGGAAACAAACAAAGAGGGUUAGCUUUUAGCUAAACUAACAACAUUGUCAGAUGGUGCUGCUCAUCUUUUAAUUUUAAAAACACACGUCAGUUGUUCGACUGUAACAGUUUAAAAACAAAUGAUCUAUUAUAAAGGAUCAGACGUACUCGUACUGUAGAUGUCGUCGUUAUCAAAACGUUUAUUUUAUGUAAAUUUCUCAGGGAAAUGUUUCGCAUAAAACCGCAGCAGCAGUAAGUCAUGGUUCUGCCUGAAAACUGAAGAACAAGCGGCAACAUCCGGUCCGUGGAGACAUUAUGGAUAAACCGGGCCGCUUGUCUCGACUCCACAGGAUCAGUGAGACUUCCAAGAUGUUCUCCUCAGUGGGCCAGGCCAUGGAGGUGCUGCAGGGCCUCAACGAGCAACGGAAACAUAAUCAGUUCUGUGACGUGGUGCUGAUCGCAGAUGACCAGCGAGUUCCUGCGCACAAGGCCCUGCUAGCCGUCUCCAGCGCUUAUUUCCACGCGAUGUUCACCCUGGGGAUGAAGGAGGAGCACCAGCAGGAGGUGGAGCUGGUUGGGAUGUCCUACGUGGGCCUGAAAGCGGUGGUGGAUUUCCUGUACAGCGGAGAGCUGAUGCUCGAUGGAAGAAACUUUGACUUUGUGUUGGAAGCUGCUCACCUCCUGCAGGUGUGGCGAGCCGUGGAUUUCUGCUGCCAGUACCUGGAGCGGGAGGUGAGCGAGGACAACUACCUGUACCUGCAGGAGCUGGCUCAGCUCUACAGUCUGGAGCGGCUCGACGCCUUCAUCGACAGCUUCAUCCUCGCACGCUUCGCCACACUUUCCUUCACUCCGGAUUUUCUUCGAAACAUCACUCUACACAAGCUCACGUCCUACCUGUCCAGCGGUCAGGUGCAGCAUGAAAGCGAGCAGACGCUGCUGCAGGCCGCCCUGCAGUGGCUCAGCCAGACCCCGGAGCGGACCACCCACGCCAGGCAGCUCCUCUCCCAUAUUCGAUUCCCGCUGAUGCCGGUAGGAGACCUGGUGAGUCGGGUGCUUCCAGCGCUGCGCGCUCUGCUGCCGGAGGAGACGGGCUGCGAGGCGCUGGUGGAGGAGGCGCUGGGAUAUCACGCCAGGCUGAGCGCUCAACCGCUACUCCAAACCCAAAGAACGGCGCUGAGGGGCGGAGUGGAGCAGCUGCUACUGAUUGGAGGAGAGGUGUUCGAGCGCGGGGAGGAGUUGAGCUCCAAAGUCUGUCGACUCGACGGCGAGACGGGAAUCUGGGAGGUGGAGACCGAGCUGCCGGCGCAGCGGAGCCACCAUUGCCUGGCGGUGCUGGGGGGGUUCAUUUACGCUGCGGGCGGCAGCUCCUGCAGGGACAACGGAGGAGAGGCUGCCUGUAACCUGCUGUACAGAUACGACCCUCGGCACAACCAGUGGAGCAGGGGGGCUUCGAUGAACCAACGACGGGUGGACUUCUACCUGGGAGCCGUGGGAGAGUGCCUGAUUGCAGUGGGAGGGAGGAAUGACACCGGAGCUCUGUCCUCUGUGGAGGUGUACUGUCCGGCGGAGGACUGCUGGUCCUACGUGACAGGUCUGCCCAGCUUCACCUACGGACACGCUGGUACGGUCCAUUGUGGUGUUGUCUACAUUUCAGGGGGUCACGACUAUCAGAUCGGUCCGUACCGCAGAGACAUGCUGAGCUACAAUCCGUCACGAGAAGGCGAUGUGUGGGUGGAAUGCCAGCCGAUGUCUGUGGCGCGGGGCUGGCACUGCAUGGCCUCCCUGAACCACCUGAUCUACGCCAUCGGAGGCAGCGACGACCACGCAGACACCACUGAGCGUUUCGACAUCCUACAGGUGGAGUCCUACGACCCCUGUGGCGGUCAGUGGACCCAGGUGGCGCCUUUGCUGCUGCCCAACAGCGAGGCAGGACUGGCCAUCAGGGCGGGGAAGAUCUUUGUGCUGGGGGGCUACAGCUGGGAGAGCAUGGCGUUCUCCAGAGUCACCCAGGUCUACGACCCUGACAAGAACUGCUGGUCCAGGGGGCCGGACCUGCCCAAACGCAUUGCAGGAGCGUCGGCGUGCGUGUGCACCGUUAAGCCUUUACCACCGUCACCCUUACCAGAGAAGAAGAAAAUAGGACGAGACAUAAAAGGAAGACCUGGACCUACGUAACGGCAUGGCUGAAGCCAUUUUUGGUUUUUCCUCCUGCCUGUAAAUCUGAUUUUUUUUUUUUUUACAGCUCUGAAAAAGCAAGGGAAAGUAUUAUUAGUCCCAAAAUUAUGUGUUUUUUUUCUAAACAUGAGUAACCGUGAGAUAAACAGUCGUUACUUUAUAUCUGUGGUUACAAAUGUUUUGUUGUUGUUUUUUUAAAUCAAAUGAUCCUAGGUUACAGGAAGGUUUCACAGAACUCGAUUCAGGAAUAAUCUAGGCUGGUGAGGCUGAUGUUAAGGUUAAGACAAUGUUCUUCAAUUUCUUUUAUACAUGUUAUCUGUGCAUUCCUACUAAAACCACAGGUAACCUGCAAAAUAAGAGCGAACAUAGUUUUUCUAAGGCUUUUCUAUUUUUCUCUGCAAUGACUGCAUGGGAUCCUACAAGCUGCCUUUGUCUGAAUAUCAGCAGUUCUACAUUUAACCUUUUGAUCUGCAAAGAAAAAGAAAAAAAGGUUUUUCUGUUACAAAUAAAACACUCCUAACUAAAGGAUCAAAUGUUUUAAUCUGAAGUUCAUCCAUACACAAAAAUGUUACACAAAUGGCACUACUGUAAAUUAUAUUAAAAGCUUUUUUUUUAAAGUUUGCUCAAACUUUGUAGUAAAAUAAAAAACUGUUUUUGCCUCAUUUUAUUCUAAUGUGUAAACAGUGUGUUGAUGGUUUUGGACGCAGUCAAUACUGUGUGGUUUCUUCUGGGGCGACUCACUCAAAGGGGUAGUACGGGUGGGAUUUUAAUCUGAGGAGAAAAACAAAUGUUUGUGUUCAGUACCAAAGUCUGGGGUCCAAUCCGUGUAAAAGAAAAUAUUGGAUACAGAAAAAAAAACGAUUUAAACUCCAAAAUGCAGAUUGUAAACUUGAAAGAAAUAGUGAAAGUUUGAAAUACUAAACUUGAAUAAACGAUAAACCUAAAAA